AGUACUCGUACUCUUCUGGCUGUAGCCUGAGGACUUCCACCGUGUCGACUUGGCUGCUGAACGCUCAUUCAGCGAAGACCUCAAGUUCAUAACUGCCUUCGCUGUGCUCGAUACUUAGACUAUAUGCCCUCACAAGACUUUUCAUCUUGGGCGACUCUCCAGCUUCCCCCCAGCUCACGGCUGUUCCCGUCAGCAUGUUGUCCAGACAAGGAUCUUGUUGUCGUCGUUUCAAGGCUGGGUAGCAAGGACCAAAUUAGUCUAUGGAAAAUGCAAGGCUCCAAAAAGUGGGACGUUGUUGUAGACACCGGGAAUCCUCAUCCGGAGGAGGUGGUAGACAUAACAUGGAGCUCUGAUGGUCAGACUAUUGUGCUCAUACACGACCCACCUCGAAUCACGCUUCAUUCCGUCCAGGACGGCGCCGAGCAACGUGCGAUCUCUCUGCAGAAUGUCGUCAAGGACGGAUUUCGUUUGGCGCACGUGUGGUGGUUUACAGAGCAGAAGAAGCGAAAGGAAUCCAUCAUUCCUGACAUCUUCAAACGAGGGGAUAUCAUCACAGGAUCUUCUCACUCAGUUCUCAAACUGCUCCCCUUGCUGGAUCCGGUCAAAGACCUGACACAAGCCCUGUCGGCGAACGACCUGUUUGCAUUCCAAACGACCCAACCGAAGAGCCCUGCGAAGACUAGCCUUCCUCAAAGCAUCGCAACCUGGCCUACUCUUCCUCCUGACCCCCUUGCCGCCUCUAUACAGCCCUCUGCUAGAACGAGCGAGCAAGACCCUCAAGACGAAAUAGAUGAAGGGGAAUCUGACGACACCAAACCGAACAGCCUUCUUGUUGUGUCUGAUGACGAUGGCCAAGUACAUAUAUUCUUACAAGGGUGUUACCCGCUAGGGUCCUUCUUGGUCGCCGACAAAUCGACUACGACAAGUCUACUCAAGUCGUCAAACUGUUCUACGAUGUUCGCUCAUCAGCUGCGCGACAUCAACGGUAUCAACGCCACAUCAUCUGUGCCGUCCACAGUGCGACUUCCUCUGCUGGACAAGCGCAUGCCUAUGGAUGUGGCCAAAGCAUCCACCGUCGCUCGAGAGCUCCUCUGGUAUAUAAUUCGAGUCGUCGAUGAGAUGCGCACGGCUUGGCAGGGAUCGAAUACACAGACGAGUGCUAGAGACCAGGGUCCCAAGUGGUUAAGGUCUUUGGAAGCUUUACAGGAUAACAAGCUAGGAGAUCACAAAAGUGCAUGGUCCAUAGUGGAUUUAAUGAUGUACCUGGUGACCGGACGUCCUUCCGACGCCGUUUCGGAUUUUAUAGGCAGUGGCGAGCAAAUGAGCGAAAGGGGUCUACUCAAAUGGGAGUCAACGGUCGUUGAAGCCCUGAUCAAACUGCGAGAUUACUCGGAACAGAGAGUGGCGCCUGCAUGCCAGCGUUUGCACAUCGUGUUGGAGGAUUUAUUGGGCUGGUCGCAACUGUCAGCGCUGUACGGACCUUGCGACCUCGAUACCGAGGAAAUCAAAAAAUGCGUCGAGGAUGCCGGCCGAGCGAUCGUCGCCGCAAGCUGGUUAUCGGCUACUGCCCGGCGAGAGCUUUCCCGCUUCAAAGAAUUCAUGAGAUGGCUGCGCUAUGAAAUUACGGUGGCGAGUUCACCGGACGAUGUUCCGCACGUUGCCCCCACUCACGACAUCCUGGAGGUCAACGAUUACCUCCUCACCGGCCUUCAUAGAAGUCAAAUCGAUCGGUGGUUCGACGGGGGCGCUGCAAAAUUCUCUCCGCAGGACCUUGGUGUGCCCGACGAGAAGCAAGACUUGGCCACCGUUAUGAAGCGGGCUCGGUUGGCUCUCCGAGACCGCACGUCAACCGACCUCUACCACCAUGUUACGGAAAGAAAUUUGUUCCCCCUGGAUAGGAAUGUGGACGCAUUAGUUCGUGACCUUGCGGGGCGGUGUCAAACCAUUUUCCUGCGCGCCGCGGGAGCAACAGGGCGCUCCGCGAACGUUCUGCAGGCGCCGAACUCCGCGAACCGAGUUUCCAAUCCCGACCAGGAUCUUCUUCCCAAAAGCGGAUUCGUCAUUCGUGAGAGAUCAGACCAAGACAAAAACAGAACAAGCCGAUUCGUUCAGCAUUUGGCAAUUCAUGCACCUUCUGAUACCCACGGGGCCUCCUUGUACCUUUUCAGAGUGAAGUACGACCAAGAGGACCCCGUUUCCUCUAUCCAGUCGUCUGUAGCUGUCCUUGAAUGCCGGAUCCGGGAAGAAGAGGACGGCGGGUUUGCCGAUUUUAGCUUGCUCGAUGUGGAAUUCUUUGAUGAGGAGUCCCUUGUGAUCAUCUAUCGACAAGGCGCUUCCGGACCUACACUCCUUUCCACGGUCGGAUACUCGGAUAUAACAUAUCAAGAUUUGGCCGGCAACAUGAAGCCUUCUCGAGAGGGCAUGAUGCUCGACGCGUUUUCGCGAUGGAAAUCGGGGCAGUUAGAAUCGACGCCGAUACCGAUCAAGAAGUCGCGCACGCUAGCUGUCUGCAAGGAAGGCCCAGUGUCCCUCGCAGUCAACGGUAGAGUCGGACGGCGAGUGGUCUGUGUGCUCGAUGUCGACCAGUCGAUUCUCGAGGUUUUGGACCUGGAAGGGGACGACACAGAGGACGAAACGGUGGAGCACGAGGAGGAGGACGCGGAAUAAGCUAGAGACGGAAACUAACCGUUGUAUUUUCUUUGUAGCUUCUGUAUACGGUAAAUGAACGGAGGACGAAUGCGCAAGGCC
Messenger RNA from Stereum hirsutum FP-91666 SS1, 2748 nucleotides. RefSeq lists its product as uncharacterized. The record is from RefSeq and is a predicted model, not a curated record. The transcript has 13 exons. Lineage: Eukaryota; Fungi; Basidiomycota; Agaricomycetes; Russulales; Stereaceae. Bases 124 to 2667 code for a protein of 847 amino acids. Gene Ontology annotation, biological process: protein K11-linked ubiquitination; anaphase-promoting complex-dependent catabolic process; positive regulation of mitotic metaphase/anaphase transition. Gene Ontology annotation, cellular component: anaphase-promoting complex; nuclear periphery.